UCUGGUCGCGCCCUUUCUCGCGAGAGUACUGUUGAGUAAGAGUCAAGUUCUAUUUCGGCUGGAGGCGAAGCAAGACAAUAGUUUUGACUUUCUAAUAUUAUAUUACAUACGUUUUUUUACAAACAAAAGAAGAUGAACAGCCUUAUUAGAGCUACAGCUAGGUGUCUCCGGCCUGGGUCAGCGGUGUAUUUGACCAGACAAGCUGACACACGAAUGUGUUUGACUCCGGGACAGCGGUUUCUGUGCUCGGCGACGGGCAUUAAAAAAGACCUUGCAGAGAUAGUGAAAAAGGACAAGGUGGUGGUCUUCAUGAAGGGGGAUCCAAGUCAGCCCAUGUGCGGCUUUAGCAACGCAGUUGUCCAGAUCCUCCGGAUGCACGGAGUGGACGACUACGCAUCAUACAACGUACUGGAGGACCAGCGCCUCAGACAAGGAGUAAAAGACUUCUCCAACUGGCCCACGAUCCCUCAGGUUUACUUCAACGGAGAGUUUGUUGGAGGCUGCGACAUCCUGCUUCAGAUGCACCAGAACGGUGACCUGGUGGAGGAGCUGGAAAAGCUGGGAAUCCGUUCUGCACUGGUUGACACUGAGAACAAGUCCAAAUAGAGGACAUCCUUCAUCCAUUUGUGAAUUCACUGAAGUUUCUGCAGGAAUCGGAGCACCAGGUCUCUCAGUGUGGUUCGCAGCGGCUCAUUGUUGUUGCACACUAUGUGUGUCCCGUCCUCCUCCAGCUGGAUCAGUGUAUCCUCUGCCUGCAAAUGCAGGAUGUGACCGUCUGCUGUCUCUUCCACUUUCACCUCCGUGAUCCCAUGCUGCGGACAAAGACAUCAACACACCUUUUUUUAACACUGUGUCAGUUUGGUGUUUCACUAUACCUGGAAAAGUCUGUGUGAGGAUACGUUCUAUGAUUCAAGUUCAGUAAAACUCCCCGUUCAUUUUUAUUUCUUAAAAUAAAAGGUAAAAGUUUAGUCAUGUGAAAAUAAUCCCAGAAAUGCCCCCAAAAUUAAGUGCUUGUGAAGUUAAUAAUGACAUAAAUGAUAUAAUAAAAGACAAAUAAACUGAC
This is a messenger RNA of Cynoglossus semilaevis (tongue sole), 1063 nucleotides long. It is a transcript of the gene glrx5, whose product is annotated as glutaredoxin 5 homolog (S. cerevisiae). NCBI's taxonomy places the organism in Eukaryota, Metazoa, Chordata, Actinopteri, Pleuronectiformes, Cynoglossidae. The record is from RefSeq and is a predicted model, not a curated record. The transcript is spliced from 3 exons. Bases 133 to 606 code for a protein of 157 amino acids. Gene Ontology annotation, cellular component: mitochondrial matrix.